CGUAGGUUAUAUCUCCCGUCUAAUAUUUUGUGCAAAAAAAGUUUUGAAUGACUUAAGUGAUAAUUGACUCUUUACAAGGUUUAUUCCAGAGUGCAACAUGUCAGUAAUAUUCGGCAUUAUUCGAUUUAAUGAAGAAAACAACCAUACGUGGAUGUUAUCCCCUUAUUCAAUAAAUACAUUUGGAAAAGCAAUGAUCAUAUCGCCCGAAUUUAGAAAUGAUGAAAAAUCAUUUCAAUUGAAAUUCGUAGGACGGUAUAACCCUAAUGGGGUCUCAAUUGGUUGGGACUUGGCGCUAUGUCACUUGAACCCAAACUCAUCAUUACCAUGCAAAUAUAUCAUAAAAGUACUAAAAGAUGGACAAACUUUAAUCCAAAAAUCAGGUGAUUGUACGUUUUCUGCGAAUAAUAAUGAAAUAACUAUUUGCGACAUGGGUGCAAUGUCAAACAUUAAUUAUGAUAUUUCCUGUCGAUUAGAAUUUUUUUCGGAAAAAACUAAGUUUGUUAAAAAAUUGGGAUUAAAAUUUAAUUUUGAGUGGAUAUUUCUCGACAAAAACUUCAGUGAUGUUGUGCUACGAACUGCAAAUGGAAAAGAAAUCCCAGGGCAUAAACUUGUACUUGCUACUGCCAGUCCAGUGUUUAAAGCUAUGUUUAACCAUGAUAUGUUGGAGAAUAAAAGCCAAUCAGUUGAUAUGAUCGAUAUUAGUUAUGAUGCUGCAGUGGAGAUGCUACGAUACAUCUACACCGGUAGUGUUGAGACUAAAGAAUAUUCUUUGGCUGCUGAAGUUUUGGCGGCUGCUGAAAAAUACCAACUUGAAAAAUUAAAAAAUGAGUGCGAACAGAUAUUAAUUUCCCAAUUAUCCACUGAAAAUGUUAUUGAAGCUCUUCAAGUGGCUGAUACAUACAACGCGAAACAUUUGGAAAAAAAAGCUGUUGAUUUCGUCAAACGCAAAAUGAACGAAACAUUGCCUUUGAGCAAAGUAAAGGAUAUGCUCCUUAGUAAAGCGCGGUUAGUUUCGAAAUAAUGUAAAAAUUGGCAGAAAUAAACUCUUUCGUGUCUUCAUCAUA
This is a messenger RNA of Trichogramma pretiosum, 1064 nucleotides long. Its product is annotated as speckle-type POZ protein A-like. Bases 98 to 1021 code for a protein of 307 amino acids. Gene Ontology annotation, cellular component: cytoplasm. The transcript has a single exon. The record is from RefSeq and is a predicted model, not a curated record. Gene Ontology annotation, biological process: proteasome-mediated ubiquitin-dependent protein catabolic process; regulation of proteolysis. Gene Ontology annotation, molecular function: ubiquitin protein ligase binding. Lineage: Eukaryota; Metazoa; Arthropoda; Insecta; Hymenoptera; Trichogrammatidae.